Messenger RNA from Tarenaya hassleriana, 412 nucleotides. RefSeq names its product probable inorganic phosphate transporter 1-3. The annotation marks the transcript as partial. The record is from RefSeq and is a predicted model, not a curated record. Gene Ontology annotation, biological process: transmembrane transport. Gene Ontology annotation, cellular component: membrane. Gene Ontology annotation, molecular function: transmembrane transporter activity. Lineage: Eukaryota; Viridiplantae; Streptophyta; Magnoliopsida; Brassicales; Cleomaceae. The transcript has a single exon.
CACGAGGUGUUCAUGAUCGGCAGGGCACAAACCCUAAUCGCGCUCUGCAGUACUGUCCCCGGUUACUGGUUCACGGUCGCAUUCAUCGAUAUAAUUGGAAGGUUCUGGAUCCAACUGAUGGGAUUCUUCUUCAUGACGGUCUUCAUGUUCGCCAUAGCCUUCCCAUACAACCACUGGAUCAAGCCGGACAACCGCAUCGGAUUCGUGGUGAUGUACUCUCUCACUUUCUUCUUCGCCAACUUUGGACCGAAUGCCACGACGUUCAUCGUCCCGGCAGAGAUCUUCCCGGCCAGGCUGAGGUCGACGUGCCACGGAAUCUCUGCCGCGACAGGGAAAGCGGGUGCGAUCGUGGGGGCGUUCGGAUUCUUAUACGCAGCGCAGCCAAAGGACAAGACGAAGGUGGACGCAGGAU